Molecule: messenger RNA, 2049 nt
Organism: Panicum hallii
Lineage: Eukaryota; Viridiplantae; Streptophyta; Magnoliopsida; Poales; Poaceae
Product: diacylglycerol kinase 7-like
Exons: 13
Coding region: 168-1676 (502 amino acids)
Molecular function (GO): ATP-dependent diacylglycerol kinase activity
Source: RefSeq, a predicted model, not a curated record
AGUAAAACCUCGCGCCCGCCCACCAAUAAAGUCCACAUCAAUUUCUUUCUUUCCCCAAUUCCAUCAGCUCACACAAGACCAAGCAAGCACGAGGGGGGAGGAAAAAAAGUGUUCGGUGCUUCUGCUGAGCUGUGCCUGUCCUCGGAGCGGAGCAGGGAGCCGUAGCCAUGGAGCGAGCGGGGGAGGUGUCGUCCGCCGCCGGCAACGGCAACGGCAACGGCGACGUGCGGAGGUCGCCGUCGACGGCGCCGUCGGCUCGGGUGUCGAUCUGGGAGUCGGUGCGCGCGUGUGGGAUAUGGGGGAAGGAGGUGGACAAGGCCGAGCUGCGGAGGCAGGUCGUCAUGCCGCUCCACCUCCGCCGCGCGGUCGCGGCCGCCGUCGCGGCCAAGGACGAGGCCGCCGGCGUGGCGGCGGCGUCGGCGGCGAAGGAGGGAGCGGGGGAUGGGGAGAAGGACGAGGGGCCAACAGUGGCGCCCCUGGUCGUGUUCGUGAACUCGCGGAGCGGCGGGCGCCACGGGCCCGAGCUCAAGGUGCGGCUGCACGAGCUCAUCACCGAGGAGCAGGUCUUCGAUCUUUCUGUUGUGAAGCCUUCAGAUUUUGUUCACUAUGGUUUGAGUUGUUUGGAGAGGUUAGCUGACCAAGGUGAUAACUGCGCGAAAGCUGCUCGUGAAAAAAUAAGAAUUGUGGUUGCUGGAGGUGAUGGCACAGUUGGUUGGAUGCUUGGUUGUCUCUCAGAUCUUUAUAAGAUGAAAAGGGAACCAGUUCCACCCACAGGAAUCAUUCCACUUGGUACAGGAAAUGAUCUUGCUAGAUCAUUUGGAUGGGGUGGCUCUUUUCCCUUUGGUUGGCGCUCAGCUGUAAAGCGUUAUCUCAGCAAGGCUGCCACUGGUCCCAUUUGCCGUCUGGACAGUUGGCAAACUGUAAUUCAGAUGCCAGAAGGAGAAAUAAAAGAGUUGCCGUAUUCACUUAAGAAAGUGGAACCUGCAGAUCGACUGGAGAUCAGCCAGGGGAAUGGCACUGAAUUUUCUGAAAAGGCUUCCUGCUAUAAAGGAGUAUUCUACAACUACCUUAGCAUUGGGAUGGAUGCUCAGGUUGCAUAUGGUUUCCACCAUCUUCGUGAUGAAAAGCCAUAUCUUGCACAAGGACCAGUUGCAAAUAAGUUGAUUUAUGCUGGAUAUAGCUGCACUCAGGGGUGGUUCUGUACACCUUGUACGGCAAGUCCUCAGCUAAGGGGGCUUAAGAACAUUUUGCGACUUUACAUUAAAAAGGUUAAUUGUUCUGAGUGGGAGCAAGUUCAAAUGCCUUCAAGUGUUAGAUCCCUAGUUGUCCUGAAUUUAUACAACUAUGGCAGUGGAAGGCAUCCAUGGGGUGAUCUUAAACCUGAAUAUCUCGAAAAGAAAGGUUUUGUUGAAGCUCAUUCAGAUGACGGCUUGCUUGAAAUAUUUGGUCUGAAAGAAGGUUGGCAUGCUUCAUUUGUAAUGGCUGAGCUUAUAAAAGCAAAGCACAUUGCCCAGGCCGCGGCUAUCAAGUUCGAAAUGAGGGGUGGCCAGUGGAAUCGAGCAUAUGUUCAAAUGGAUGGAGAGCCAUGGAAACAACCACUCAUUCAGGACCAGUCAACCAUUCUGGAAAUAAACAAAGUUCCAUAUCAUUCUCUUAUGAUCAACGGGGAGCAAUGACAUUUCCCAUGUGAAUCAGGGUUGCAUUCUUAGACCGUUAGAUUGUGUACAGUUCAGGAGCAGCACGCACUAGAUUCUUAGAACUGGGUCGACUGCAGCGAGGAUGCAUGUUCGUUGGCCUUUAUCUUGCAUUGGUCGAGUCAUGGCCAAAGCAUGAUAAGGCACCAUGCAUUGUUGUAUUGUAUCAUAUCUGUAUUCUGUUGUUGUAUCCUGAUUUCUUUUGAAGCGAAAGAAACAAGCUUAAUUUAAUUUGCAGUGUUCCGUUGUGUGUCAAUGCAAAAGAAUAACCUGGUGAAAAACACCAUCUUGACUGUAAAACUGGACAGUUUGCCAUUUGCAAUGUCCUAGAGCAUAUUCAUUUGCAAACAGCUUA